Venustampulla echinocandica is the source of this 1677-nucleotide messenger RNA. RefSeq lists its product as uncharacterized. NCBI's taxonomy places the organism in Eukaryota, Fungi, Ascomycota, Leotiomycetes, Helotiales, Pleuroascaceae. Bases 1 to 1677 code for a protein of 558 amino acids. The record is from RefSeq and is a predicted model, not a curated record. The transcript is spliced from 3 exons.
AUGGCAGAAGACGAGCACCGAAAUCUAGAGCCUCCUUCAAGGAAGAGCAUCGAGGAUCCUGGAGCACACGGCCUUGAAUCAUCUGACUCCUCCGACGAUGACCACUUCUCUGAUGCUCAUUCCGGACCGGAGCGCGGUUCUGGCGUGACAUCUCCUGUCCCUGUAACUCGAGUCGAGAAGGUGGAUAGCGAGCCUAGCUAUGGAGAAGUGCCCGGCACAGAAGCCUACAAUAUGAGGGAAAACGAUGCGAAGCCGGAUGAGAUUGCUAUUGUACCUGAUGCCGAACAAUCCAGCCAAAGCUCUGAUUCGGAAGGGCCCUCCUCAACUCCUGGCGAUCGGCCGAUUCCUAGCACCAUGGUGGAGAAGAUCGAUCCGUCCGAGCCCAGCCAUGGCAUGGUGCCCGGUACAUUAGCACACGAAAAGCGUGCUGCUGAUGCUGUUCCGGAUAUGGUGGUGAAAUCUGGAGAAGGGAGUCCAUCCUCAAAUCGAUCCAGAUCCAACACCACCCCGGGGGACCUUCCAAUCCCAGUCACAAAGGUUGAGAAGGUGGACUCCGAGCCCAGUUAUGGAGAGAUUCCCGGUACUCGCGCUUUCGAGCUUAGAAAAGGCGAUCCCCAACCUGAUGUUGUAGAAGAAGUUGGGGAUGCACCAGGUAAGAAUGUCCAUGUAUUUUAUACCUCAGACCGAUUGACCGAAUCAGGGUCGCCAACGGCUGUUAGGUCCCCGAAAAUAAGCCAUGCGAGACGAAAGUCAUCGGCAGCGGGGAGAAAGGGGCCACAGAUGGACUACAAUGAGGCAGAGGAUGGCUCGGACGGCGGGUUUGGAGACGACUUUGACGAUUUCGAGGAGGGGGAAGAAGAUGCGGAAUUUGGCGAUUUUGAUGAUGGUUUUCUGGAACCGGCGGCAUCCCCUUUACCCCGUACACAGUCACUACCAGUUACACCAGUUACACCUUCGUUUCCGGUCCUAGACUUCUCUGAGCUCGACUCUCCGGAGGAAAUACAAGCAGCAACAGAACCAUACAUGGACGCCCUCUUUCCACCAGACACAAUCGACACCUCAAUCCUCCCACCUCUCAUAGCAGAAAACCCCAUAUUCCUUACUCCCCGCAGCGCCUCCCUUUGGUCCCAACUAGUAGCACCACCACCUCUCCAACCCCCAAACUGGAUCCGCUCUCGAAUCCGCCGACUGUUCCUCGUCUCCCUCGGCGUCCCCGUCGACCUCGACGAGAUCCUCCCAGCGUCCAAACAGAAGAAACUAAUCCUCCCCUCCAUCCACCUCAACCCAUCAUCCGAGUCCGCACGCACAUCCUCAGACCUCCGCUCAAUAUCGCGCCUCAAACAAGGCGACGGAAACACCUCCUCGACAUCCGUAGAUUCCCAAGGCAACAACCACACCUCGCGCUCCGGAUCCAGAAGACGGAAAGGCCCUCCGCCUGCACCGCAGCUGGAUCUCGUGUCAGCAAGACAGUUAUGUGCUAUAACUGAUGAAGCCCUAAAUGGGUAUACGGUGGAAGAGUUGAAGGAGCAUAUAGGCAAAUUAGAAGCUAUGCAAGAGACGGCGAAAGAGGUUUUGGAAUACUGGAUCACAAAGACGGAUGAGAAGCUUGGCGAGAGGGGCGCUUUUGAAGGCGUGAUUGAAAAUCUGGUGAAACAUGCUAGGAAGGUGCGGAAGUAA